Molecule: messenger RNA, 3325 nt
Organism: Delphinapterus leucas (beluga whale)
Lineage: Eukaryota; Metazoa; Chordata; Mammalia; Artiodactyla; Monodontidae
Gene: NAIF1
Product: nuclear apoptosis inducing factor 1
Cellular component (GO): nucleus
Source: RefSeq, a predicted model, not a curated record
GUGCGAUAGGCAUAAGUCAUGUGAUUGGCAGGCGGAAGGCCCCGCGUCCUAUUUCCAUUGAGAAACGCUGUUUAGACGGCGAAAUCGUAAGGAUGGGAGGGGCCGUCGUGUAAGGAGAGAUCGCAGUCUCCGGUGGGAAGUAGGAUUUGCGUGAGGAACAAUUGUGAGCUGCGGUUGCAAGGCAGAGUUUGCGCCAUUGGGUGGAACUGAAAAUUAACUGGCUAACGGCUCAAGACCGAAAGCACUAGGAAUCCUCAGGAAGCCGGGUUUUGGUAACCUAACUCCCUAAAAUCACCAAUAAAAUAGCUGAAUUUAACGGCGUAAAAGUCGUAAUACUGAUGAUUGAACGACAGGACAACUUUCCAAUGGAAGUGAGUAAAGGCUAGGUUGGGUGGAGCGCUCUGUAGCGACAGACACACCUUUAGACCAAUGAUCAGGCCAAUUCCAGUAAGUAGGCAUGCUCUUUAGCUGAGCGACAGAUCGAAAGAACUAGUGAUCGACGUGAUAUCUGAGCCGCGACCAACCGGGAGGGCGGGUCCCCCUGGAGAAGGGCUGCGAGGCGGGAAGAGGGGAAGUGGGCGGAUCUCCGCACAUCCCGGCGGAAGAGGCAGAUUCAGGAAGCCAUUACGCAGCUGGCUGGCGGCAGCUGGGUCGGUCGGGGCUGGGCCCUACGCACUUUGCGUAGCAAGGGGGGUUACCAAAGGCCUGGUACUUGGCCUUGGACAAGGCCGGCCUAUCCCCUGUAGGGGGGGUGGGUGAGGAGAAAGGCUGAGGAAGGCGAGAAGGGGAAUUGGGGCAGUUAGGGGAUUAUAGUUUCUUUAAAAAGCAAGGUGGGGAGAGGCCAUGGCCGUCCCAGCCAAGAAAAGGAAAAUGAACUUUUCUGAGCGAGAGGUGGAGAUCAUCGUGGAGGAGUUGGAACUGAAGAAGCACCUGCUGGUGAACCACUUCAACGCUGGGGUCCCUCUGGCUGCCAAGAGCGCGGCAUGGCAUGGCAUCCUGAGAAGGGUCAACGCCGUGGCCACCUGCCGCAGGGAGCUGCCUGAGGUCAAGAAGAAGUGGUCUGACCUCAAGACCGAGGUCCGUCGCAAGGUUGCCCAGGUCCGGGCGGCUGUGGAGGGUGGCGAGGCCCCAGGGCCCACUGAGGAAGACGGAGCUGGUGGGCCUGGGACAGGUGGUGGCAGUGGCGCUGGUGGCCCAGCUGUAGCCCCCGUACUGCUCACCCCCAUGCAACAGCGCAUCUGCAACCUGCUGGGUGAGGCCACCAUCAUCAGCCUGCCCAGUACCACAGAGAUCCACCCCGUGGCCCUUGGACCCACGGCUACUGCAGCCGCAGCCACGGUCACCCUGACACAGAUCCCCGCAGAGACCACCUAUCACACGCUGGAGGAGGGAGUGGUAGAGUACUGCACGGCCGAGGCCCCCCCACCCCUGCCAGCGGAGGCCCCCGUGGAGAUGAUGGCCCAGCAUGCCGACACCUCAGUCAAGCCGCAGGCGCUCAAGAGCCGCAUAGCCCUCAACUCAGCCAAGCUGAUCCAGGAGCAGCGGGUCACCAACCUGCAUGUGAAGGAGAUUGCCCAGCACCUGGAGCAGCAGAAUGACUUGCUACAGAUGAUCCGUCGCUCCCAGGAGGUGCAGGCCUGUGCCCAAGAGCGCCAGGCUCAGGCCAUGGAGGGCACCCAGGCGGCCCUGAGUGUCCUCAUCCAGGUCCUCCGGCCCAUGAUCAAAGAUUUCCGCCGCUACCUGCAGAGCAACAUGCCCAACCCCACCACUGCCUCUGACCCUGGACAGGUGGCCCAGAAUGGGCAGCCGGACAGCAUCAUCCAGUGAGGGCAGGGGUCGAGCCAGCCUUCCGCUGUGAAUGGAUGACACCACAUGGUCUUGUAAGUGGGUUGUGUGGUUGGCCGCAGUCUAGGCCUGGCCAUGUGGACGGCUCCCAGUUUGAUAAACAUUUAGGGGUCCACGGUUUCCGAGAAAUGAAGCAGACUGGGAAGAAGAAUUUGUUGGGUUCCUGGGACCCAAACUCUCUUCCCCCUACCCCUUGAGCUGUCCUGCUAAGAACCUGAAGAUUGGAUAGGUGGGGGUCAGGUGCUGGUGAUGGGACCCAUAUUGUCAUGAGCCAGGGCUUGUGACAUGACCCAGACUUGGACUAGGACAACUGUCGGCCCUCACUGGGGACCAUCUCACAGCUUGGGGGUCUGUGCGGAAAUACCCGCCCCCCACCCAGGUGCCAUCCUUUGGAGUAAGAUAACAUCAGUGGUGCUGGCAGUAGCACAAAAACAUCUUCUUCCUCCCCUUGGGAGGCAGAGUGACAGCUGGGCCUGAGGAGGAAACUCCACCCUUUUCUCCUUCUCACUGUGCCUCAGUUCUCAGGGGACUCUAGUUAGUGCCGUGCUGUCCCCCCACCCCACUGCACCCGGGCACAGCAGGGGCCCUGUUAGUGCCCUGGGCUGCCCCUGCUGUACACCCAGGCUGCAGCCCGUCGGGCUCAGGAAUUCUGUGUGUGGUGGGGACAGCUUGGUCGCCAUCUGGUCUUCCACUGCGUCCCCAGGCAGCCCUCUGGUGGUUUGUCCCAACAGCUUUUGACUCAGGUCGAGUAUCAGGCUUUGGGUGCUGUAAAUUUUACUUAUUGCCCCACUGCAGUGGGUCUGAGGUGACCUGUUGGCUCCUUCCAGAAGGCUUGCUGCAAGCCGGUUGUAUUUAUUCUGUUCAUGAACCCCUCUGGGAAGGCUUCCGAGGGCAGCUCUGGCCACGCCCUUCCUCCUUUCCUCUCUACUGACUGUGCAUUUUCAAAACUCAGUGCAGAAAACAGCCUGCUCAGCAUCACACCCUGCUCAGCAUCACACCCUGGACUCCCUUCUCACAGUAUUCAGCGCCUUGUGUUCUUGUGAGACUCCCACUGACUGGUUAGGUGACUCUGAAGGCCUGAUUGGCCCUGAAUGUAUGCAGUGGGAGAAUUGAAACUGACCUAAGAAGUGGGACCUUGGACUUCUGUGCUCGGGGAAGAGCAGACCGACCUCGGAGUGCCGAAGGAGGUGGUGUUCACUGUUCUGUCUUGAUACUUCCUCCCCAUGUGUAAGGACUUUACCCAGAUGGCAUUUGUCUGUUUCAUUUUCAGAAUCGCCAUCAAUUACCGAGACCCUUGAAUCUUUCCCGAUCAUUUCCCAAGUUUGCCAUUUUGCUGCCGAGGCCUUGGCCACAUGUGACCGAUGGUUAAAACUCAAGGCUCCAGGGCUCCCCUGGUGGUGCAGUGGUUGAGAGUCUGCCUGCGAUGCAGGGGACACGGGUUCGUGCCCCGGUCCGGGAAGAUCCCACAUGCCGCGGAGCG